This is a messenger RNA of Aedes albopictus (Asian tiger mosquito), 3635 nucleotides long. RefSeq names its product target of Myb1 membrane trafficking protein. Gene Ontology annotation, biological process: signal transduction. Gene Ontology annotation, cellular component: membrane; endosome. Gene Ontology annotation, molecular function: ubiquitin binding; phosphatidylinositol binding; clathrin binding. The record is from RefSeq and is a predicted model, not a curated record. The transcript has 8 exons. NCBI's taxonomy places the organism in Eukaryota, Metazoa, Arthropoda, Insecta, Diptera, Culicidae. Bases 921 to 2498 code for a protein of 525 amino acids.
UACGAAGCGAUUGUGUGGAUUGUGUGUCAAAACAAGAAAAAUUUUCUGCUGAUUCCUCUUGCUGUGCUAAUGGAGUUUUUGCACCGAAAUAAUUUCGAUUCCUGUUUGUGCCAUUGAGAAAUUCUAGAAAUAAGCCAAUCUCUUGGAUAAAUUACAUCGUGGUCCGUGUCUAUAACUGCGUGUACUGAAAAGAUUGUGUGUCGUUCCGCCGUGAAAAAGUGCUUUUCGAAUCAACGACGAACCUUGUUUUUGUUGUUGCUUCCUGCUCGGUGUUGUUGGAACGAGGAACACCCCGUACCGUACGACGGACGACGGAGAACGUAGAAGAAUAUUCGUCGAGUGGUGGGCGGGCAGUGCGGAUGGUGAUGAUGAUUCAUAGAGCAGCCGCUGCUGCUGGAUGUUAUGUGUAUGUUUUCGUCAGUCUGUUCGGCUAGCUAAGGCGCUGUAGCUGAGAAUGUGUUGUAUUACGACGGCCGCAAUCGUUUUGUUGGCUGGCAUUUAAUUUGAUUGUGUCACGGAAAACCUAGUGGCUUACUAGUGAAGAAGAUAUCCAGUGGCUGGGGCAGUGGGGAGUGCUCUAAUGUGUUGAAGCAAGAAAAAUACUCGGUGUUUGUCAUGAAGAUAUCGAACUCGGUGUGAAAAGUAAAGAGAGAGAAGAGUCCAGACCCAGCAAAGCCCAAAAAGUGCUCCACCUUUGUUGUGAAGAGCAUCUGCAGCGAAAAAAAAAGACGUCGGAGACCCGGUGGUGCGGAGAAAAUUGCCGAGCUAAUAGAAAUAAUUGCCUGUUAUUGCAUUGUCUAGGGCUGGAAAAAGUGCUCGUGAAAGUGUGAAAUUGAUUUGGAGCGGAACUUCCGAAUAAAGGAAGAGGCACCGCCGAAGGAAGCCUCAUCAUUCCGGACCAACAGCUGUUUGCUCGAGGGAUGGCUUCGUUCUUCAAUGUGAGUGCCCUCGGGGGCAAUCCGUUCUCGACACCGGUUGGCCAGAGAAUAGAACAAGCCACGGACGCCAGUUUAGCCUCGGAAAACUGGGCGCUAAACAUGGAGAUAUGCGACCUGAUUAAUGAGUCUUCGGAUGGCGCCCGGGACGCCAUGAAAGCCAUUCGCAAACGGUUGGUACAGAAUGCCGGCAAAAACUACACCGUCAUCAUGUACACCCUGACCGUGCUGGAAACGUGCGUCAAGAACUGCGGCAAGGCGUUCCACGUGCUGGUGGCCAACAAGGAAUUCGUACAGGAACUGGUGAAACUAAUCGGACCAAAGAACGAUCCACCGCCCAUCGUGCAGGAGAAGGUGCUAAGCUUGAUCCAGAUCUGGGCGGACGCUUUCCGCUCGCAGCCGGAUCUGAACGGAGUGGUGCAGGUGUAUCAGGAACUCAAGAACAAGGGAAUCGAGUUUCCUGCUACUGAUCUAGACUCGUUGGCGCCCAUCUAUACACCGCAAAGGAGCGUCCCAGACGGAGCGGCUACCGAUAGUACGAUGUCUGUCUCGCCACACCAUGCUUCUCAAGCACCAAACUCACCGGCUAUGCCCCCACCAUCCUCGAUGUCGCAGGAUCAGAUUGCGAAGCUACAAUCCGAACUGGAUAUCGUCACAAUGAACAUGACCGUACUGGGAGACAUGUUGACCGAGCUGAAACCCGGCCAGGAGGAUCCUUCCGACUACCAGCUGCUCACAGAACUGGCCAAUACGUGUCGCGAAAUGCAAAGCCGGAUCGUCGAGCUGAUAGGCAAGGUCAACCACGACGAACUCACCGCGGAACUUCUACGGCUAAAUGAUGAGCUGAACCUGCUCUUCGUGCGGCAUGCUCGCUUCGAGAAGAACCGCGAUCCGAAAACGGCUUCCUCGACCACGCCGUCGGCCAUCCUGGGAGCGGCGAUGGGUGUCCCCAGCGAUCUAGUCGCAUCGACCGGAGCAGCGGACAAGAAAGAAUCGUUAAUCGAUCUCAGUGACGAAGCCAGCGGAGGCGGUGCCGCUUUGAGCUCACAACUGGCCGGGCUUAGCUUAGCGGGAUCGGGUACGACGGCCUCGUCUCAGCUGUCCCAGCUGAGUAGCGUGCCGGCUCAGUCUGGCGGUGCUGCGACGGGUGGCAGUGCGAAGAAAUCUGUCCCACCGGAUGUGGUGUCCGAUGAGUUCGAUAUGUUUGCACAGUCCCGGAAUACGACAGGGGAUAAUACCAAGGACACUGCGAAACCAAACCCGCAAGGACACACCAAAGCGACUCCAUUGAACCCUCAAGAUUCCGAGUAUGAUGAAAUGGAGAAAUGGCUCGGUAACCCGGACGAUUUGGACAACCUGGACGCAUCCGGUGGCAGUGGCAACGGCGGUGGUCCGGAGGAAAGUCUUACCAGUAAGGAAUUCGAAAAGUUCCUCGCCGAAAGGGCAGCCGUCGCCGAUAACCUACCGUCAAUCUCCAGCCAAAUUGGCGGCGGUGGAGGUCCUCCAAACAGUGCCUCCAAGGGGGGCAAGAAAAAGGACGACGAUGGACUGCUGGCGCUGUGAAUGGAGUGCGUGGUCAACACGGGUAAGGUUUUUGAUGGGUUUUCGUUUCGAUGGGCGUGGUUUGGUGGGAAAAUAGUAUGUGAUAGAUGUCGUUUGAGGCGAAGGAUCUUAAUGAGUCGACAAUGUUUCAAAAGUACGUACAGUUGGAACGACAAUGGACGCGAUGGGUGGAAUGCAACCCAAAGUGGCAGGUGCAUUCCAACGGCUUUAAGGGCUCACAAAGACCCAAGACAAGCGCCAUAUUUUACUAUAUUUGAUUAACUGUAUUUAUAUUUUUUUUUUAUUUCUUCUGUUGUUGAACAUUUAAAGAUAGAAAUGAUAAUCGUAACAAAACAAAAUCUACCAUUUUUGCUAGAUAAGUAUACAUUCGUAGUAGUUGUGAGACCCUGCGUUGGGUCAAAACAUUAACAAGUUAAGGUUCGUCACUAGCAACCAGAUGGCCGGGUGAGAAUCCGGAAGAAACCGCUAAACUAUCGAUAUCCUCUUAUAACACUCACUUAAAACAGAGAUCAAUUUGAACUUGUCCUUUACUCUCACACCUCUUGUAAUAGAACAGCAAAUCAAGCAAUCAUCACUGAGGAAGCUAAGCGAUUUACCAUAGUGCGAAUGCUUUGAAUAUUUAACAAAAAUAAAACACAGACAAACAUUUCAUACUGCUAGUGUCAGAGCACAUUUAGGCCAAAUAUUACCGUUAGUAAAACAAAGUGUGUAGCCAUUAUGUUUAAGUCAAGGUUUACUAACGUUUUAUGUUUUUUGCUCAUGUCGGCUCAUUUCAGAAAGUAUUUGUAUUUUAAGAUUUUUCGAGUCCUAUUUUAAAAGAUGCUUUUAUUUUACAACUAUUCGGCCAUAUAUAAAUUUUAUUUGUUUUUUUAUUGUUUGUACCAAACUGUACUAUUAUCAAACACGAUUCUUUUACCUUUAAAAUAAAGAACCCUGCGGGUAGUGUUAACUAAUCUUCGAAAUUGUAAUUUCACUCUUGGUACGUUAAUAUUUCGCAGGUUCAGGCAAGUGCUUUCGUUGUCAAUACGAGUUUUAACUUGUAAGAAAAUUCAAAGAAAAAUGCAUACUGUUAUAAUGCAAAACAAAGAUAAAACACAACAAAAAAUGUACUAAUAGAUAAAUAAUCAGUAAAAGCAA